Molecule: messenger RNA, 2374 nt
Organism: Cavia porcellus (domestic guinea pig)
Lineage: Eukaryota; Metazoa; Chordata; Mammalia; Rodentia; Caviidae
Gene: Angptl1
Product: angiopoietin like 1
Exons: 5
Coding region: 398-1873 (491 amino acids)
Biological process (GO): cell surface receptor protein tyrosine kinase signaling pathway
Source: RefSeq, a predicted model, not a curated record
GAGUCUACUGAGAGAGGGAAUCACUAUUCAGGGUGCUGUGGCUACAGUCCGCUCAGCUGCAGCUGGUUAUGCACUUCUCUGCUCCAUGUGGCAGACAGCAAAGCCACAAUGCUUUCUCUGCUGGAUUAGAGACAGCCCGCAGACCAGAACUUCCACUACUCUACUUAAAAUUAAAUAGGCAGUUUGUCAAAUUCAAUCGAUUAAUACUGUAAAAAGGAAAAGAAGUUCCUCAUUACAGCCUGGAAUCAACCGUCCAAAACAAAAAUGCAGUUGCCAUUAACAUCGUAGAUGAACAAACUUCUACACUGAUUCUUAAAAAUCAAGAAUAAGGCAGCAAGUUUCUGGAUUCACAUUAUCAACAGACACAAAAGACUUCAUUGUACGACUUCAUUUCAAAAUGAGAGCUUUAAUUUGGACCCUAGGUGUGGUACUCUUCCUAAUAAUGGGCACUGGACAUGGCAGAGGAGGACAGUUCAAAAUAAAAAAAGUAACCCAGAGGAGAUACCCUCGUGCUACAGAUGGUAAAGAGGAAGUAAAGAAGUGUUCAUACACAUUCUUGGUACCUGAACAAAAAAUAACAGGGCCCAUUUGUGUCAACACCAAAGGACAAGAUGCAGGUACCAUUAAAGAUAUGAUCACCAGGAUGGACCUUGAAAACCUGAAGGAUGUACUUUCCAGGCAGAAGCGAGAGAUAGAUGUCCUGCAGUUGGUUGUGGAUGUGGAUGGAAACAUUGUAAAUGAAGUAAAGCUGCUGAGAAAAGAAAGCCGUAACAUGAACUCUCGUGUUACUCAACUCUACAUGCAACUACUACAUGAGAUUAUCCGUAAGAGAGAUAAUUCCCUUGAACUUUCCCAGCUGGAAAAUAAGAUCCUCAAUGUUACCACAGAAAUGUUGAAGAUGGCAACAAGGUACAGGGAAUUAGAGGUGAAAUAUGCCUCCCUGACCGAUCUUGUCAACAACCAGUCUGUGAUGAUCACUCUGCUGGAAGAGCAGUGCUUGAGGAUAUUUUCCCGACAAGACACCCAUGUGUCACCCCCUCUGGUCCAGGUGGUACCACAACACAUUCCCAACAGUCAUCAGUACACACCUGGUCUGCUGGGAGGAAAUGAGAUACAGAGGGAUCCAGGUUAUCCCAGAGACUUAAUACCACCACCGGAUCAGGCAACUUCUCCCACCAAAAGCCCUUUUAAGAUACCACCAGUGACUUUCAUCAAUGAAGGACCAUUUAAAGACUGUCACCAUGCAAAGGAAGCUGGGCAUUCAGUCAAUGGGAUUUAUAUGAUUAAACCUGAAAACAGCAAUGGACCAAUACAAUUAUGGUGUGAGAACAGUUUGGAUCCUGGGGGUUGGACUGUCAUUCAGAAAAGAGCAGACGGCUCUGUCAACUUCUUCAGAAACUGGGAAAACUACAAGAAAGGAUUUGGAAAUAUUGAUGGUGAAUAUUGGCUUGGACUAGAAAAUAUCUAUAUGCUUAGCAAUCAAGAUAAUUAUAAAUUGUUGAUUGAAUUAGAAGACUGGAGUGAUAAAAAAGUCUAUGCAGAAUAUAGUAGCUUUCGUCUAGAACCUGAAAGUGAAUUCUACAGACUGCGCCUGGGAACUUACCAGGGAAACGCAGGAGAUUCUAUGAUGUGGCACAAUGGUAAACAAUUCACCACACUGGAUAGAGAUAAAGAUAUGUAUGCAGGCAACUGUGCUCACUUCCAUAAAGGAGGCUGGUGGUACAAUGCCUGUGCGCAUUCCAACCUGAAUGGAGUGUGGUACAGAGGAGGCCACUACAGAAGCAAACACCAAGAUGGGAUUUUCUGGGCCGAAUACAGAGGCGGGUCCUACUCCUUGAGAGCAGUUCAGAUGAUGAUCAAGCCUAUUGACUGAGGAGAGAUGAUCUCCAAUUUAAACGACACAAAACUCUGAUUUUUCAGUUCCCCAAAUUGUAAAUGCUAUGUGUAUAUUACUUUGCAAAAUGUAUUUCUAUAGUUUGUAAAGUGAAUUUUGUUGUAACUAUAAAAAAGAUCUGUGAAUGUAGUUUCACCUUCCUUGAGUGUACUACAGAUAAUUAUUUGUAUCUAUAUUCUAGUUAUUUCAAAAAUUAUAUUGAUUGAACACAGGCAAAGUUUGUUUUCUAAAAUGUAAAUAUUUGUCACGAUGUAAAGCAAAUCUUAGAUUUAUUUUAAAUUGAAACUACAUGUUCAAGAUAUUUAACAAUUUACUUUAAAACUAUGAGAAUGAUCUAAUUUCCAAUGAAAAAAUAAUUUUAAGAUUUCAGUUAAGUAAUGCAUUUUAUUUAUACAAGUACAGACAGGAAAUUAGAGAAAUCUCUAGUUUUGCCAAUAGAAAAUACUUUUUCCAUUGAAUAAAAGUUCUUUUCAAAUUGAA